Molecule: messenger RNA, 2089 nt
Organism: Eriocheir sinensis (Chinese mitten crab)
Lineage: Eukaryota; Metazoa; Arthropoda; Malacostraca; Decapoda; Varunidae
Product: tether containing UBX domain for GLUT4-like
Exons: 11
Coding region: 112-1707 (531 amino acids)
Molecular function (GO): protein binding
Source: RefSeq, a predicted model, not a curated record
UCCCAAUCCACCUGCGACAUCAAGAUCAAGAACAAGAGGAGCAGAAGGGCCAGGACGCACCAUGAAUUGACCUUUUUAGACCUUUUCUACGUUAUUAAGGACACGUCGGCCAUGGCGGGGAUGUCCGUGACCGUGCUGUGCCCCAACGGACGGAGGGUCAACGUCAAGGUCACCCCCAACACCAGCGUUCUGCAGAUUAUUGAGGAAGCCAGCUUGAAGCAUAGCCUUAAUCCAGACCAUUAUGACCUUGUACACCUGCGGCGGGCCCUGGACACGGGUAGCAGUGUGCGCCAUGCCGGGCUGCCCAACAGGUGUCAGCUGGAGAUGGUGGAGGCCGCCGUGCCACGCUCCCCGGCCAACGUCACGGUUCAUAUUGCCACGGAGACUGGCCUGCGUCUGGUCCAUGACUUCCCCUGUACAACAACAUUAUGGGACAUCCUGGAGUACCACAAGCAGAACAGCGAUGUGUCCGAGGACUUCCUGCCCCCCGUGGACAGCCACAAGGAGGUGGUGCUGGUGUACGCCAUGCGCAGGAUCAGCUGUCCGGAGCUGACCAAAGUCACACUUAGAACUCUUGGCAUCAUGAGUGGCAAGUGUAUGCUGAGGCAUAGUGUCCAGAGCACGUCGCUGGUCGGCCACCAACCCCACGUGUCUUCCUCCCUCACGCGGCGCUCCGUCGACCACAUGGAGGACCAAGAUGAAGAGGCGGAACCCAAGCCAUCAUCCUCACCUGCAGUGAACUACGUGUGGCUGGACGGUGAGGUGCUGGGCUCCUCCUCCCCGCCCGUGGCUCGGCCCAGGGAGGAGGAGCCAAGCCAACAGUCUCAGGAGAGUGACGUCACCAUGGAAGACGUGCCCGAAGUUCCUCAAGUGCCUACCUCCAAGAAUGCCAUGCCUCCCUCGCGGCCUUCUCAGUCUGGUGGUGAGUGUUCUGCCCCGCUGGACCUGACUACAUCUCCCCGCCGCCUGGAAGCCUCGCCCCCACCCAGGGUCAUAAAGAUCGGCGACCACAAUGCCAUCGUGUUCAGCAUGGCCGACGCACCACCAACACUCACGGGCGAGGAGGACGACGUGUUCUUCCAGCUGACGGCCGAGGAAGUGAGGCGGCUGUACAGGGAGCAGCGGAAGGCCUUGAGGGAGCUGGAGGAGACCCCGCUGAUGACCCAGAGCAUGCGGGAAUUGGAGGAGAGCUCUAAGGUGCUGACGGCCCUGAACCGCUAUCCUGUGACUCACCUCAGGAUACACUUCCCGGACGAGCAUGUCAUCCAGGCGACCUUCAAGCCAAACGACACCGUGAAGGACGUCAUGACCUUCCUGCGACCCUUCCUGACGAAUCCCACAGCGGAGUUUACGUUGUCCACAAGACACCCUCAGAGGACCCUGUGCCCGGACAUCUCUCUGGUGACAGCCGACUGUGUGCCCAACGCCCGCCUCUACUACUGGGACGCCACCACCACUGCACCCUUUCUGAGUGAGGACACCCUGGCUAAGAAGUCUUCCUACAGUGGGGCAUGCAGUAGUCUCAAUGUGCAAAGCACCAAAGCAAGGCCGCUGGGGGUGAACGAGAAGGGUCACAGGUUAUCCGAGCCCUCCACCAGCAGCCGGAGGAAGGAGGACGACCUUGACCAGGACACGAGGCCCCAGACCAGCGCCAGGGUGACAGGAGCGGUGCCUAAAGUUCCUAAGUGGUUCAAGGUCGGCAAGUGAUACACGGCAGAAAUGUAGCGCACUCCCGUCUUGGGUGAAUCAAAUGUAUGUAAUAAUAUUUUCCAUCAUUGAGGGAGAGAAUUUUUGUACUACUACUACUACUACUACUACUACUACUACUACAUGAUACAAGACGUUAAGCAUCUCAACAUGUGCCAGUUUUAUUACGAAGAUGACUAGCUGUAAAAUAUAAUAGUGUGGUGGAUGAGUUUUCUACACCUCCUUUGAGUCCUCAAUCCUAUCCAUGUCCUGUGUGUGAGUUUAUCCUGAGAUGUCCGGCAGUGUAUGGCAACUGUGUAUACCCUCUAUUUAGCUUAUUCAACCUAUAGGCAACUCUGAAACCAUUACCCUAUCCUUACCUAACCUACCUUACCCUAUCCUU